Molecule: messenger RNA, 1557 nt
Organism: Iphiclides podalirius (scarce swallowtail)
Lineage: Eukaryota; Metazoa; Arthropoda; Insecta; Lepidoptera; Papilionidae
Source: the annotation of a GenBank genome assembly
AUGUUCAGGUUUUUCAUUUCAACGUUAUUGAUCGGCCUAGCGGCUGCAGAGAACGUUAACGAUGCCGUCGAAACUGAGAUGUUCGCCGUGCCCAUCAGUCCUGGUUUAUUUAACUGGACUUAUCAAGAAUUCGACGAGCAGUACCGCUUCCACGCCUCGCUGAAGGGCAAGCCCGAGCUUCCGCCAUGGCUGCGUUACGUGUACAGCGGGAGACACCACGCGGGCUUUAUUUUCGGAACGCCGCCGCGCGGCACCGCGUCGCCUGUCACGCUUGAGAUCAUCGGUCUGAACCGCCAGGAUUACGAAACCCGCCGAGUUCUUGUCACCUUGAGGAUCCAUCCGAAAGAGGACAUGGCGCGGCACGAAGUGGAACUCAAAAUAGACAACCUCAAUGUCGAGGACCUCCUUGAUGAUCACAGGAUGACCCGUCUCAAGGACAUUCUGCGGACGAAGCUGUGGACGGAGAGUAGGCGGGACCUGUACGCGACGUUCCUCUCGUCAGCCAUCGACCUGGGCGCUCGGUUGCCGCUGAAGCCCAGCGAUGGGGAGGGCUUGGUGGUGCGCCUGGGCAGCGCGGCGCCGUUCUCCGCCGAGCUGAUGCGGCUGCGAGAGGAGGUGCGCCCCCUGUCCAGGCUGCCCAGCUGCCCCCGGGACUACAAGCGCACCACCGUCGAGCGGCUGUUCCGCGACGCCGCUUUCGCCCUGGACUGGUGUAGCUUCGAGCUGUACAACACCGUCUACAAAGACCGCGCCACCCUCCGCCUGGAGUACCUAACGGAGCUGCCCAACGAUAGUCGUGCCACGGGCGCGCGUGCCGUAGCACCUCGUAGCUGGAGCGCGCCGUCGCGUAGCGCGCUGCCCCGCCGCGCCGCCGCCCGCCCCCUCGCCGCCGCCCUAGCGCCCCCCCUGCUACUUCUGCUGCUAGCCGCCGUAGCGCUAGCCGCCGUGCUGUGCUCCCGCUACGCCACCGUAACCGAUCCGGAGUCGGAGUAUUUUCUGGAGAACAUUUAUCAUAUUUGCAUCGAUUAUAGGAAAAAGAGAGCACACAAAUCCGGGAAAGUGGAGCUCUGCAUAUACGGGACUGGAAACACCGAACAGACCCAACUAGCUGACGACAACAGCAACAGAAGCCUGGGUGUCAGUCCCAGCGGCAGCCUGGCGCGCCCCUACAGCCCCAGGGCGCGCAACCUGGCCGCCAGCUACAGCCGGCCCGAGCCGCCGCCCUACCCGCCCUCCUCGCUGCACCGCCGCCGCCCCCCCGCGCCCCUCGCCCUCGAGGAGUCCCUCCAGCUGCUCAGCCAGGCGAACAUCGCCUACGAGCCCAAGGACCCGCUCGUGGACUCCGCCGACGGCGACGACGACUACGUCCUCGUGCAGCGGAGGCCGGAAUCCGGCUACGGCCCGCUCGAACCGGCUAUAGCCGGACGCGGCAACCUCGAACCGGCUAUAGCCGGACGCGCACCGACCGAACCGGCUCUAGCCGGGCCGAUCGAGACGGGCGCCGAGCUCGACGACAUCGAUGUGCCGGAGCUGGCUAUGUACGGCGUGCCCGGCAUC